This is a messenger RNA of Brassica napus (rape), 3842 nucleotides long. RefSeq names its product protein LAZY 4-like. Lineage: Eukaryota; Viridiplantae; Streptophyta; Magnoliopsida; Brassicales; Brassicaceae. Gene Ontology annotation, biological process: gravitropism; regulation of growth. The record is from RefSeq and is a predicted model, not a curated record. Bases 2622 to 3488 code for a protein of 288 amino acids. The transcript is spliced from 6 exons.
CCUUUCACGGCGAAACCUGCAAAAAAAAUAUAUAAAAAAUUCUUAAUUAUCAACUGUCACAAUUAUUCGUGGUUAAAUUAGAAUCACACCAUCUCUUCUUUUACCUUCACGUGGUAACUUUUGGGAAACUAAAAGGACUCUGUCGCCGGUUUGUUCACUCUCUUCGAACCCAUCGCUUUCAUCUACAUUGUCGUCACCGUUGGACUUCUCUGCUUUUGAAGUCCAGUAAAAAGGGAAUAGCCGAGCUAACUCAGAAAUCGAUUGCGAACAAGUGGCGUUACAGUCCAAGCGGAGAGAAGGAGAACCCGAGCGUCUUCUCUUUUACAGAGGCGAUUCGACUGAGAGCGGUGUCAACACUGUAAGUUCUCGGUUUUGUGUCUGCCAUUCUAUGCUUGCUCUGCUCGUUUCCCUUAUGUGGGAUAUCGUAGUUUUAUCUGCCUCUAAGUUGUUAAAUCUAACUCAUCAGUUCAGUUGCAUGUUGGAUCUGGUAGCCAUAGUUCCCUGAAUUAAUUGAGUGUUUUACUUACAUGUUUUGUUGGAAUCAUAUGUUUACUGCAAAUUUUUGGAUAAAUUUGUGUUUGUAAUCAAAAGGAACAAAUGAGGGUAGAACUAUAUUUGUGCUACUAUGCUAUGUUACAUGGAAUAGCGUAAUAACUAUGUGUGAAAUGAAAUAUCUUAUCUUAUAGUUGUGUAACUGUAUCAUUACGUGUAGUAUGUGGGAAUGAAGUUCCAUAGUAGCAUAUGUUGCAUUUCCAUUCCAUUUCAUUGAGUUGAAUUUCCAUUCCAUUUCAUUCAAUUCCAUUUCAUUCAAUUCCAUACUAUUUCGGACGGACAAUGCUAUGUUCCAUAGAACUUAUUAUCUUUGGCUCUGUUUCACUACUACUUUGUUCAUCGCAUAUUCUCUUUUUUUAAUCAUACCCCACUGACCUGCAAUUUUGCAUUUUCCUUCUUUUCUCAGGUUUGUCAUGGAUGAGUUGGACCUUCUUAGGAGUUCGGAUGGGUUGGUGUAUGGAAUAUAAUAUGUCGGCUAUUCCAUAUAGAAUGGAUGUCUUCAUUUUUUAUACCGUACAUAUGGAAUGUGAGAAAAUUAUAAAAUAACUCAAAUAUGUGAUAUGUGUACUUGUACGUCUUCAUAAGCUUAUUUGUAAAUGUCACCCUUAACAAUUAUUGAUCAAUAUUGUAUUGUUUACACUUUAAAGUAUAUUAUUACAAUUACCGAUCUAUAUUGUAUAAUUUAACCGUAUAUAAAUUUAUGUACUAUUUCCAGAGUUGCAUAUUUGGGUGUACGGUUUUAAAAUGUGUGUAUGGUUUACAAAUUAGAGAUUAGGGUUUAGUAUUCCCAAUUAUGUUGUAUACUAUUUAUUUUGUUGCAUUUUAUUUGGGGUUAGUGUUUACAUUUGAGUGUACAUGUUCUAAUUGGGUUUAAUGUUUAGUUAUCAGAGUUUAGAGUGUUAUGAUAAGAGUUUAGGGUUUAGUAUUUUCGGGUUGGGGGUGGUGUGAAAUUUUGGUUUAUUUUUUAGGGGUUGGGAUGGGGUUGGUGUUUUAAACAAUUUUUGUAAUAUGGAAUAUAAUAUGUCAGCUAUUCUUUAUAGAAUGACUUUAUUCAUUUUUAUACUUUACAGAUGGAUUGGAAUACUGUUCUUUCAGUUUAGUUUAUAUUAGUUUCUGGUUCAGGCUGGAUAAACAGUACAUACUUUGAUGUCAGCAUAGAAAUUCAAAAAUGUUACCAUUAAAAUUAUUUACUGUCAAAAAUGUAAACAUUGAAAACAUUUUUGUUCUUGUUAAUUUUUUGUUGUGUUUCGAUAUGUGGUUCUCAUCACGACACACAACGCAUGACAUCACGUACUAUCAUUUGUAAUUGGUUACUUGUUAAGGUACGUGGCAAAACUGAAUAGUUUGUGUACGAAAUGUCUUUAAACUAAAUUAUGUCAAAAUCAAAGUUACUUACUUAAUUUAGGCUCGAUUUAUGGCUAGUACUCAAAUUAACCCCAUAUUUAUCUCAUAUGAUCAGAAGAAGAAGAAAAAGGCCAAAUUCUACGAAAAUAACACACAAAUAAGCAAAGAUGUGUGGAAGCCUCAGUAUCUUCGCGUCGACAUAGUAACCACUCAAUGACAAAACAAAUACGAGGUGCCGUUUAUACGAACUGUUAUCAAAGCCGUGACGUUCUCUCCGAUACAAAAUCAAUAUUUUAUAAUACCAGUUAAGCGUUUUUAUAAUAUUAAUAAAUUAUAAUACAAAUUAAAUACACUCGUAAGAAUAUUUCGUUGGACCUGGAUCGUUUGCAUGGGGAGAUGAGCCGUGCAUUGUGAGCUGUAUAAAGAAGAGUGUGAGAACUGAACAGAAGUUAACCAAGCAAAUCCUGAGUUUAUUACAACAAAAAAAAAAAAAAAAAAAUUCUUCUUCCUUCCUUAUUGUUUUUGAAGAAGUGAAUCUGGACAAAGAACUAAGACCGUCAAUUUUGGAACUUGAACCAUUAAAUUCAUCAAAACAAAUAUAUUCAAAUAUCUUAUUUUCGAAUUCUUGCUUGUAUUUAAGCUUCUUGAUUCACCAAGAAAACGAGCUAUUUUUCAUUUCUUUUUCACAUUUUUCUCUUCCUCUUCUUCUUCGGGGUCAAUAAGACAUGAAGUUCUUCGGAUGGAUGCAGAACAAGCUACAUGGGAAACAAGGGAACACUCAUAGACCAAGCAUAUCUUCUGCUUCUUCUCAUCAACCCAGAGAGGAGUUCAGCGACUGGCCUCAAGGAUUACUUUCGAUUGGAACUUUCGGUAGUGUGGCCAAAGAGCAAACACAAAUACAAGUUGUUCAAGAAGUGUUCAAAGAGGAGAAUCCCUCUGACGUGAACAUGGAAGCUCAUAGAGAUCAAGAUCUUUCUUUCUCCGGUGAUCUUGAUGAUUUUACUCCCGAGGAAGUCGGGAAACUGCAAAAGGAACUGACCAAGCUCUUGACAAGAAAGAACAAGAAGAGGAAGUCUGAUGUAAAUAGAGAACUUGGGAAUCUUCCUUUGGAUAGAUUCUUGAACUGUCCUUCGAGUCUUGAAGUCGAUAGACGAAUCAGCAACGCGCUCGCUAGUGGUGGUGAUUUUGAUGAGAACGAAGAAGAAAUGGAGCGUACAAUCAGUGUUAUCUUGGGAAGAUGCAAAGCUAUUUCUACAGAGAGUAGCAAUAAAAAGAAGAAGAGUAAGAGAGAUUUGAUCAAAACCUCUGUUUUUUAUCUUUUCAAGAAGAUGUUUGUAUGUUCAGAGGGGUUAUCUCCUCUUCCCAACCCUAGCUUGAGAGACACGUUUCAAGAAUCAAGAAUGGAAAAGUUACUGAGGGUGAUGCUACACAAGAAGAUUAAUGCUCAAGCUUCCUCGAAGCAAACAUCAACAAAGAGAUACGUGGAAGAUAAGCAACAGCUUUCACUAAAGAACGAGGAAGAAGAAGGAAGAAGUAGUGAUGGGAGCAAAUGGGUUAAAACAGAUUCUGAUUUCAUUGUUCUUGAGAUCUGAUCCCAUUUUCCAUUCUUCAUGUUCUUACAAGAAAAUACAGGUAGAGAGAAUCUCAGUGGUAUCAAGACAAACAAAAUUCAAAAAAGAAACGAUCAAUCAACUUUCUUUUUCUUUCAGAUGAAAAUUUUUAGGUAUCUAUUAGUAGAGCCCAUGAGUUUCUUCUGUUUUUGCAUGUUUGAGUCCAUAAACAAACAUGUUCUGGAAACUACAACAUUAGAAUACAGUACAUGAGAUAGUUAUAUGCCUACAUGCAUGUAUGUAUAUAAAGAGAGAAUUGUAUAUAUACAUACAUGUACGUAGUUUUGUAUUUUUCAGGUGGAUAACCUUAGUUUAUAUAAAAACUUCCUUUGUUUU